AUGAAGAGGAUGCGGGAGCCCUCUGAGAAGUCCAAGAAGGCGAAGAAAGCUAAGCUGGGAGAAUCCUCUAGAUCAAGACCCCUAAUUCCUCUAGUUGGCUCUCCAGACUUUCCCUCCCCACCUCCUAAACAUCCAAAUCGCACCACAUCUGAACAAACACCGCCUACACAACAACCAAUCCACUAUGAACCACAACCAACCCAACCACCAUCUAAACAAACCCCACAACCUGAACUAUCCUCACAGUCACACUCUGACAUUCCCCCAUCCAUCACAUCUGCUGACCCCACAACUCCCACACUUAAUCUAAGUGCCCCAAACUCACCCUCCUCACCCUCCCUAGCCUCUACCACUAAACCAGAAACUACCCUUCCUACCCUUGAAGAAGCAAUCCAGGUUUUUGUAGAGUCUUCAGUUGAGAAGGUCAAGUCUCUGACCAUCAAUUCUGGUAUCAGUGGUGAUCCCUCUGCUGUAAGGAUCCACUGGAACAAAGUGAUAAGUUGGAUGACCUCUGAAGCCUUCAAGUUGAAAGGCCUCUAUGAACAAGUCCGCAACAACUUCAUCAGAGACGCUGGUAUUAGACUUCAAGAGCGCUUAGCCAGAGAAGCUGAGGAACGGGAAAGGAAGGAAACUGAAGAGAAAGCGCGCCAAGAAGAACUUCAAAGAAUCAGAGAAGCUGAAGCAAAGGCUGCUGCUGAUACGGCUGCUGCUGAGGUUGAGGCAAAAUCUAAAGCCGACAUUGAAGAAGCAGCUCGCGUUGCUGAAAAAGUUAUUGCCAAAGCCAACGUUAAUGAACUGACUCAGGGGGAGCACUUCAACUCUCGGUUCGUCCCUCUGGUCUUGAAGACUCUAGAGGAACUGCACAAAUAA
Messenger RNA from Lathyrus oleraceus (garden pea), 870 nucleotides. Its product is annotated as eukaryotic translation initiation factor 4 gamma-like. The transcript is spliced from 2 exons. Bases 1 to 870 code for a protein of 289 amino acids. NCBI's taxonomy places the organism in Eukaryota, Viridiplantae, Streptophyta, Magnoliopsida, Fabales, Fabaceae. The record is from RefSeq and is a predicted model, not a curated record.